UCCCUUUAGAGGUGCCUUACUUAGAAUAAUAACUGACAGCGUUCCGUUGUUAUUCACAACAAGACGAACAUGAUCAAACCAUGCUGGCAGCUCGGUUAGAGCUUGAUGGUACUUUUGGUGCAAAGAAGAAGACAAGAUAUGAAAAACACAAAGAUGAGAUCAAUUGCGUGGCUUUCUCCAGGGAUCUGGAGAUGAUGGUCACUGGGUCAGAUGAUGGCAGGGUGCGUGUUUGGAACAGACCGAAAAACAUCCUGGUGUGCAGAUUUUUUGGACACACAGGUGCAGUCAAAGGGGUAGCUGUAUCUCCAGAUAGUCGCUACAUCGCCAGCGCUUCCUACGACCGAACAGUGAUUGUGUGGAGGACAAGAAACUCGGAUAUCAUUUACAAACUUCAGGGUCACUCAAGAUGCGUUGAGACGGUAGGGUUUUCAAGUGACGGUCGGCUACUCUGCUCAGGAUCAUGGGAUUGCACUGCUAUUGUUUGGAAUUUAGAGACUGGAACCCCCCGAAACAUACUAACUGGACACAAGAAUUUGGUGCAGUGCUGUGCCUUUAGCGCUAAUGAUCGUUUGCUAGCUACAGGUUCAUGGGACCAUUCCGUACGUCUCUGGGCGCUGUGUCGUCAGGCGGGUAUUGACCAGGUUAGGGUUCUUAAAGGUCAUACAGGAAACGUCCACGCAGUGGCCUUCUCUAAACUUGGCAUGCUGGCAACGGGUUCAUGGGACAAGACUGUUCGUCUGUGGAGUUCACGAGAUGCUCGCUGCCUUCUUGUGCUCUCGGAACACACCGGUUGGGUGAGGGCGCUGGCGUUCACUAAUGAUAGCAGUAUGGUUGCCAGUGCAAGUGAUGAUGAGACGGUCAAGGUAUGGGAUGUGAGAACUGGUGAAUGUGCCAAGACGCUUGAGAGUGAUCUGGAGCAGCUUCAGACUUGCGUGUUCUCGUCUGAGGGGGCGCUGUUUGCAUCCGGGGCUGCAGCAAUGGCUGUCGCCGAGAAAAAGGAGACACAGAGUAAAGAAGAGGAGGUGAACAGGGAGAUGGAUGAAGGAACAGUUGAGGAGGAAGAGGAGGAGGAUGAUGAAGGUGGUUAGCUAAUGUACCAUAAAGGCCAAUGCACACCUUACAACUGGCCCAAAAUCCAAUUUUAGAACUUUUCGCAUUUCGCUGUUGAAAUAUACGGGGUACAAGAUAACGACGCAGAUAUAGAUGUCAGAAAAUCAUUUUGAUAUUCACUUUAUUCAGCUUUUAGAUCCAAUAGUCUUCAGACUUAACAAAAACCGAGUUCACAUACAACUACACUUACAAGAUUGAAGAGCAUGAAGAGUCAACUGCCAGGUUGCUUAGCAUGGUACAUGUUUUCUACUCAAUACAUACAUGUACCAAUGGUCCUGUUCAGGACACACCUUAAAAACAAGAAAAAUUUCUAUUCUUUAAGCACCUUGCCUGGUGCAGGCAUACAAUACAGUCUGACCUGUAACUUUCUAUCAUUCACUUCAGGCUCUAUGCCCAAGAUUUAUGCUUGCACCUGUUAGUAUGUCACAUAACUUUCUUUCAUUCAUUCAGGCUCUAUGCAAGGCAACAAUACACUUAUUUAUGCAAAAUGUGAAUGAAAAGUAUCCGUUUAUUUGAAAUUGCAAAUCGAUUGUAAGAAUAUUACUCUAACAAUUUUUUAUGAUGGCAAGCCUGUAUUUUGGAGUAAAGGCUAAUUGGUUUCAGAUCAUAGCCAAUGGUACGCGUCCCAUGUCUCGAUUAAGAUUGGAUAUUCAAAUUCCUUUUUCAUUAUUAGGAUUGUAGGCUCAGUCACAUUUAACUGAGACUAAGUGGUACUGCACACAGUUUCUGUGUUGGCCUUGCAGGUCAAAUGUGACUGAGGGAAUAGCAAUACCUUAAGAUCACUGCACACCUUACGGUUGGUCUGCGACCCGAUUUUGGAAUGAAACUUAGUAAAUUUUAUUCAAAUAGUGCGACAUGGAAUACCUUACUGUUUAAAAUUCUAAAUCAUCUUAUGAAUACUCACAUCUAUGAACACUACAAUUCUUAUAAGAAUAAAAGCAAAUUGAAUGGACUGAGAUCCAAUU
Molecule: messenger RNA, 2075 nt
Organism: Lytechinus variegatus (green sea urchin)
Lineage: Eukaryota; Metazoa; Echinodermata; Echinoidea; Temnopleuroida; Toxopneustidae
Product: WD repeat-containing protein 38-like
Exons: 10
Coding region: 81-1088 (335 amino acids)
Molecular function (GO): protein binding
Source: RefSeq, a predicted model, not a curated record